CGCGAUCCGCAAGCACGCACCGUCUCCUCGCCCGCCCGCCCCUUCGCUAAACCAGUAAACCCUACUCGCCGGCGAGAGAGAGCUCCGCGCUCGCGAGCCAGCCCGACUGACGACAAUGGCGUCCCGCAUCAAGUUCGAGAACUCGUGCGAGGUGGGCGUCUUCGCGAGGCUCACCAACGCCUACUGCCUCGUCCCGCCCGGCGCCUCCGAGGGCUUCUACAGUGUGCUCGAUGCCGAGCUCGGCGGCGGCGUCCCGGUGGUCAGGUCCUCCGUCGCCGGCACCAGGAUCGUCGGGAGGCUCUGCGUCGGUAACAAGAAAGGGCUGCUUCUUCCACAUAACGCCACCGAUCAAGAGGUCCAGCACCUGAGGAACAGCCUGCCUGACGAAGUGGUCGUCAGGUGCGUCGACGAGCGCCUGUCCGCCUUGGGGAACUGCAUUGCCUGCAACGACUACGUCGCGCUCACACACCCUGACCUGGACAAGGAAACUGAGGAGGUCAUUUCAGAUGUUCUUGGGGUAGAAGUGUUCAGGCAAACGAUUGCAGGGAACAUCCUGGUUGGGAGCUACUGCACCUUCACGAACAAAGGAGGCCUGGUUCACCCGCAGACGUCGGUGGAGGACCUGGACGAGCUCUCGACGCUGCUGCAGGUGCCCCUGGUCGCCGGCACCGUCAACAGGGGCAGCGACGUCGUCUCCGCCGGCAUCGCCGUCAACGACUGGACGGCGUUCUGCGGCUCCGACACCACGGCCACCGAGGUCUCAGUGGUCGAGAGCGUGUUCAGGCUCAGGGAUCCCCGCCCGGGCGCACUGGGUUCGGACGUCAAGAGCUCCAUGGUUCAGGAUUUCUUCAGAAGUUAAGAGUAAGGGCCUCGAGAACUUGCCAAAGGUAAAGGCAAUAGGUUCUACAGAGAUUUUGCACCCGG
Molecule: messenger RNA, 924 nt
Organism: Panicum hallii
Lineage: Eukaryota; Viridiplantae; Streptophyta; Magnoliopsida; Poales; Poaceae
Product: eukaryotic translation initiation factor 6-2-like
Exons: 7
Coding region: 116-859 (247 amino acids)
Biological process (GO): cytosolic ribosome assembly; maturation of 5.8S rRNA; ribosomal subunit export from nucleus
Cellular component (GO): nucleolus; preribosome, large subunit precursor; cytosol
Molecular function (GO): ribosomal large subunit binding
Source: RefSeq, a predicted model, not a curated record